CCGGUCCGGAUUCCCUCUCCAACCGCUCUCGCAAACUCUUUUGCUUCGUUUCGCACUAGGAUAAAUCGCAGCGGAUGCUACGAGACAACAAUGUUCAGUCUAAUGCAGUGGGACCGUCACGCGACCUUUGAGAGUGACGCAGCGACACCCGGGAUGCGUAAUCACGUCACACGUUCACUGCACUUCAUUGGCUGGAAUGGCUCGUAGCUUUCCGCCGGGGUCCAUAGUAAGGGUGAAACGAAGCACGGGAAGCGAGAGAAAAACGCCUUGCUCAGGGCUGCAGCUGGACGCACUUUCACACUUCAAGCUUGGAUCGCCACACGCGUUGCGGCGAAGGGGGUAAUUGUCUUUCGUUUGUGUCUCCAAAAAGGGUGCCACCGUCGUUGGACAGCCUAGAUUGAAGAGAGGGUGCAUCUGAAACCUCGGGAAGCGUUUCCAAUUUAAUGACGGACACCUCCUGCGGCGAUAGGACAGCCGAGCAGGCAGCCCGCCCAGCUUGACCAUGGAAAGAAUUUCCCUCGACUUGGAGACGAUUGCCAAGCGAGAGCUCGGUGAAACACCGCAAGUGAAAGAGGACGCCGUGGCUCAACUGCGGGCGCUUCUUUCCGAGGAUCCGGUAUUGCAUUGCCCUUUGGACGAAGAUUUCCUGGUGAAGUUCCUGCGUAGCCGGAAGUUCCACGUGAGGGAAACCCUGGAUGUAAUUCGGAGGUAUUUCCGGGUCCGCCAGGAAUACACCGACCUUUUCGACAAUCUGCUGCCGUCACGCAUCUUGUACGAUGCGACACUGCACCAAAACCAGCUAUUGACUGUUCCCAAGCAGCGUGAUUCUUUGGGAAGGCUGAUUGUCAUUUUCAAGCUGGGUGCCUGGAAUCCGGCUGUCUGUUCACUGAACGAGUUCUUCAGAUUGGUGCUUGUUGGGACAGAUUGCAAUCUUAUGGAUCCGACGAACCAAAUCACAGGCAUCGUAGGAGUUGUUGAUCUGGAUGGACUUCACAUCUCUCACUUUCUUUACUUCACGCCAUCGGAAAUCAGAAGGACAGUCAAGAUAAUGCAGGACUCCUACCCACUGCGGGUCAAAGCCGUCUACUUCAUAAACAAUCCUCCAGUUUUUCAGCUGAUCUACGCUUUUGUGAGGGUGUUGCUUAAGCCGAAGCAUCGUGAAAGAACGCACGUCAUUGGACGCGACUACGAGAAACUUCACAAGUUCGUCCCUCGUGAAGGGCUACCCACAGAAUACGGUGGCCUCCUGGAAAGCUACGACUACGGCGAAUUGGAAGCAACAUAUCGAAGCAAAGAAGACAUUUUUGUGGACCUCAGUAGAUACGGCUACCAGGAGCGGCAGGAGUUGAAGGAAUCGGUUGGAUUUGAACAAACCGAUUGUCGGAGUGCUGUGAAGUGAGAAUGUCAGAGGGCGCUUAACGUUUCCGGAAAAGAGAACCGUGUUCAUUCGGAAAAUAAAAAUGUACUCAAAGUUUUUCGCACAGCUA
Molecule: messenger RNA, 1487 nt
Organism: Ixodes scapularis (black-legged tick)
Lineage: Eukaryota; Metazoa; Arthropoda; Arachnida; Ixodida; Ixodidae
Product: alpha-tocopherol transfer protein-like
Exons: 7
Coding region: 503-1399 (298 amino acids)
Cellular component (GO): membrane
Molecular function (GO): phosphatidylinositol bisphosphate binding
Source: RefSeq, a predicted model, not a curated record